GGUGGUGAAUUUGCCUUCAUUGUGCUUUCAUUUAGAAGAAGAAGAAGAUGAGUGAAGAGAAUCGGCGUGAAAAAAAUCAUAGUACAACUCGAUUAUGAUUGUGAUAGUAGCAAUUAGUGUGUGAUUAACAGUUGACAAGGUGGAAAGACACAUGGUGAAGAGUGUUUCGGUGGAUUAGCGGAAAAAUCAUUGGAUUUAAGGAAAUCAACCUUUUUCCCGAAAAGUGCUGAAAAAUUUUGUAGACUCUGAUUUUGUUGUGAAAAUUCCCAUGAAAAUCCGCUUGAGAACUAAGUGUGUGCGGUGAAAAAGAUAAAAAAAAGUGCCGAAAUGGAGCUGGAGAAAAAAGAAAAACUGUGAAAGUUUGAGGGUAUUUUUUUAAUUUUAAAGUGGAAGAAAAAAAUUCCAAUUAGAUGUUGAAAAUUAUCAGCAGAGAAGAAAAUAAGUGGACUUUUCCUCUGUGAAUUUUCAAUCAACAAAUUUUUCGCCAGGAUGCCUCUCAAAUGUCUCACAAUGGACCACCCGGAAUUCAUAUCGAUCCAUCCAAAUUGACCAAGAACGUGGAGAUUGAUGGGAAAGGGCGCUUUUGCAAUUAAUGUGCCAUAGAAAAUAUUAAUUGCCAGAGGAGGAAAACCCAGGAAUCACUUGAAAGUGGGGAAGGUCUGGUGGAAGAAUUUCCAUAACAGAGUCUGUGUUGGGGGACAAGGAAUUUGCCGGAACAAAACAAAAAAAAAAGUUGUUUGAAAGGGAAGCAGAGGAAGUGAAAGAUUGGGAUAAAUUGUGAGACCUUCAAGAUAUAAUAAAACAGGGGGUGAGAGAGAGUGUAAGAGAAAAUUGUCCGAGAAAAGGGAAAAAAAGGAGCUGGUAAAUCCUCCCACUUCUCUCGAAUCCUUCAAUUUUCAUUACAAAUUCGCAUCCCCUGAAAAGAAAAGCAAAAAAAAAAAACGAAGGGCGGUAAAAGGAUAAAAAGGGAGAAGGAAGGAGAAUAAGGAGUUUUGGCUGGAUAAAAAUGGCAAAUACAAUUUCCAAUAUGAAAAUGACAAACCCAAUUAAGGGGCUUGUCAGCAAGAGGAAGAAGAGAUACACCGAGGAUGGAUACAAUUUGGAUUUGUCAUAUAUCGACAAAAAUAUAAUUGCAAUGGCAUUUCCAGCUGAGAAACUCGUUGAGGCUGUCUAUAGGAAUAAUAUUGAUGAUGUGCGCGAAUUGCUAGAAUCUAAACAUAAAGGAUUCUAUUGGAUUUACAAUCUCUGUUCUGAGAGAACAUACGACUAUAGUAAAUUUCAACAUAGAGUUUCAUCUUAUCCAUUCAAUGAUCACAAUCCACCAACAAUUGAAUUAAUACAAGCUUUCUGUGAUGAUGUCCAAAAGUUUCUAAGUAAGGAUCCCAAGAAUGUUGCGGCUGUUCAUUGUAAGGCCGGCAAGGGGCGAACUGGUACAAUGAUCUGCUGCUACUUGCUCCACGUGAGAAGAUUCACGUCGGCGGCAGAUGCACUUAGUUUCUAUGGACAGAAACGGACCCAUGACGAAAAGGGAGUUACGAUACCGUCACAGCGACGAUAUGUUGAAUAUUAUUCGCGUCUACUAAAGUCGGGUCGACCUUAUAGUGAAGUUAAGCUGUCGAUUUGUGAGUUAAAAUUAUCACCACCGCCAUUACUUAAUAGCCAUCAGGGGAGCGUGUGUUUUAGUAUAUCGGAUUGGCACGGCAAAAGGCUGCUUGAGGACAGUGUUUUGGACGUUAGACGAUCGCAAGGGAAUGGUGAUGGACAAAUUGUGAUCAAGCUGGAUAGCUGCAUUCCCCUAUCUGGUGAUAUUCAGAUUCAGUUCAAAUACAAAGGCGUGAUCAAGAAAGAUAAGCUGUUUCAUUUCUGGUUCAAUACACAUUUCGUCAAUGAAGAGACGGAAGGAAAUAUUCCAGCGGAAGGAGAUUCCUCCAAAUUAGUCUAUCGAUUAACGAAAUUUGAAUUAGAUGACGCUCACAAAGAUAAACAACAUAAAAUAUUUUCACCUGAUUUUGAGGUACAAGUAAUUUUACAACGGAUACCUUCCGAUUCUUAUGAUGUCCGUGGCACAAGUCACCAUCACAAUAAUCAUUCGAGCAACAAUCUCCACCAUGUGAACCAUCGCAAUUCACAAAAUAAUACACCAUCAGUGGCGACGCUCAAUUCCCAUCCAGGUGCACAUACGCCGUCCGAGAGUUCUGAGGCAUCAUGUACAGAUUCGUCCACGGAGGAGGAUGGCUGGGAAUCUGGUGAGUUAUCGACACCAACAACAGCAGCAACUGCAAAUGCAUCAAGUAGUUUGAUCAAUUACACCUCAUCACAUUUCUUUUCUUCUGAUUUUGUAUCCAAUACUAUAUUGCCCAAUGAUUCCGGCCAUAUAUGUGCCUUGUCCGUCUGUGGGGAUGAGGAUUUGGUGGUUAUUGGGGGUGUUGGUGGGAGUAAUGAGGUUGAGGAGGUGACUAAUUGUGUGGAAAAUGAAAUUUUGGAGACAAAAAGGACAUUUGUGAGGCAUAAAGAUGAUCGAAGGCGUCGGAGGCGUUCGCGGUCAAAGACGCCCCAACAGCAGUUUAAAGUAAAGUCAGCUAGUGUUAAAAUUGUGUCUGGUAGUCCGGGGAAUUCUUGCCAUCAGAGCAGAAGUCAAAAAUUGCGUUGGUUGUCAAAUAUGCGAAGUGAUCCGGAUUUUCGGGAGACUCUGGCCAAAAGUGUCGUUUUUCGGCCACCUCAUUCAACUGAGAGUCUCGAUUCUACGGAUUUCUAUUCAUCACUCUGCGAUAAGCAGUUGAGUGUGGGAUCUCCGUGCAAGAGUGCCGGAGAUCUCAGUACAGGCCAUCAUCAUCAGGCAAACGGUCAAGAAGGUGUCUCUGUUGUGGGCCAUGUGGAUGAAAAUUGCCAACGUUUGGUGGCCAAACCACUUGAAUCUCAUUCAAUUGGAUUCAAUGUCACUCCUCCGUCUCCUCCUCCAUCUCCACCACCACCUGCCUCAGGCUCAAAAGUACCCCCGAAUCCCAUUGCCCCAGACGAUGAUGGUGAUAAGAUUCCAAGUCGCAAUCGUGGAGCUCCGUUUACAUUUCGCGAAUUGCGACAAGAAUUGCAGUACGUUAUCAAGCACAAUGCUUCUGCAAAAAGUGCUAGUGGUAGUCGAAAGUCUCCGGAUAAAGUGACAAUGGUCAAGAAAAAGAAGAAAUGGGGAAAAACUUAGGAAUCUUGAGCAAUUUAAUUUUUUUUUUUUUAAAUAAUUAUAUUGUUAAUUAGAUAGACGAAUGAUUACAAAGUGGCAAAAGGAAUUGGAUUCAAUGUGCUCUAUU
Molecule: messenger RNA, 3302 nt
Organism: Phlebotomus papatasi
Lineage: Eukaryota; Metazoa; Arthropoda; Insecta; Diptera; Psychodidae
Gene: Pten
Exons: 9
Coding region: 1007-3196 (729 amino acids)
Biological process (GO): negative regulation of cell population proliferation; phosphatidylinositol dephosphorylation; protein dephosphorylation
Cellular component (GO): cell projection; plasma membrane; nucleus
Molecular function (GO): protein tyrosine/serine/threonine phosphatase activity; phosphatidylinositol-3,4,5-trisphosphate 3-phosphatase activity; protein tyrosine phosphatase activity
Source: RefSeq, a predicted model, not a curated record